Seminavis robusta is the source of this 4250-nucleotide messenger RNA. The record is from the annotation of a GenBank genome assembly. NCBI's taxonomy places the organism in Eukaryota, Bacillariophyta, Bacillariophyceae, Naviculales, Naviculaceae.
CGAUCAUUUCGGAUCUUUUCUCCACUCCGAGGAGAAGACGACACAACUGAAGCCAACGACCCAGUCUGAAACAGCCCAGGAGAUACUGGUACAGCAUCAAUGGAGGAAUAGCGAAGGCAUCUGACACUACUACUCGUACAAGUAGAUCCAAAACAACAGCAAAACGAAGUGAUCUCAUUGCAUGUGAGCGCUGAAGCUCAGCUCCCACCAUGGCGUCUACCAAGGAGAAUGAGGUGCUACCCACCACCGGCACUUCUGGUGGUGACACUAACGGUACCACAACUACAAGUACAUGUAGUGAUGACCAAAAGAUAUGCGAUGCGUGUGGCAAACCCGGUGAGAAUCUCUUGGCUUGUGCUCGUUGCAAACAGGCAUGGUACCACAACAAGAAAUGUCAAGUGGAUCACUUUCCCCACCACAAGGCCAAGUGCAAACAACUCGUCGCGGCCAUGAAAGCGCAACAACAAGCAACGCAAACACCCAACAAUCCACUCUUUGAGAUUGCCACAGUCGAUACCCCAGGACAACAAACUCUGGCGGAAGGUGUUCAAGUCAUUGAUACAGAAGACUUGGGCAAAGCCUGCAUUGCUACCCAAUCCUUUUCCAGUGGAGAUACCGUCCUCUUGGAACCACCGGCCAUUGUCUUUGACGAACGGUCCGGAUACAAGGGACUCUUUGAAGCCUACUUGAAGGCAUCUCCAACAACACAACAAAAGAUGCUGCAAAUGUACCGACCCAAGGAAGACGCUCUGGCACAAUUCAUGGACGACAAACGAAAGAAAAUAAGAACCAAACGAAAACAACUUCUAGUACAACAGUACGGACAGUUCAUCCAAGCCAAUCCACAGCACAAACAAGCACUGCCAUUGCCAUUGGCGGAUCAACUCAUUGGACUCGUCGAUGCCAAUGCACAUGCCUUUCAAGCCAAUCAUACCGUAGAUAUUGUCGCCACUUCCACCAACAAUGCCGUACCACACACAUACCAUGCAAUCUUUACUCUGGGAUCACGGGUCGAACAUUCCUGUUCGCCCAAUCUUACCUUUGUCACAAAGGGUGGAAAACUAGAGUACUUGGCCGAAAUUGCUAUUGCACCACAAGAACGACUCUCCAUAUCCUACCUAGGAUCUGUCUACGAACGUCCCCGCAAACAACGACAAGGAUUCCUACGAGAGAACAAAACAUUUCUCUGCAAAUGCACCCGUUGCAUGGGAUGGGACGAAUGCUCACCAUUGCGAUGUCAUGAUUGUAGUGGAGGCGUGCUAUUGCAUUCCGGUGCCCGGGAGCAAUGGGAAUGCCAACAGUGCGACAAAACAGUGUCGUCCUCCUCCACCGAUGAUAAUGAUACUGUCAGUCAACAAUUACGCGGCGAAGCGGAUUUGCAUGCCAAGAUCAAACGAUUUCAGUACAUACUGCAAUCACAACCCUAUCCCGAAAUGCUCGACGAGAUUCUAGAAGUGGUCCGGAAACCCAAAUGGACCAAGAUUUUGCAUCCCUUGCAUUGGCUCAAUGUUGAAGCGUACAAGUUGAUUAGUUCCGUCGCGACUUCGGCAGCUCGAUACUAUUACAACAAGGAAAACAACCACAAGAAUGGCAAACAAAGCAAAGCAAGUAGUAGUAGACAGUCGGAAAAGGCACCCUCCCUACUACGACUCUCCGCCUUGUCCACGCUACGACGGAUCCUGUGGACGGGGCGGAUUGCCGCCAUCAAUCGAGGUCUCAUGACAGUGCAAGAAGCGCUCGAAAAUGCCGCGACGGAAAACUUUAUACUGUUUUCACCGCAUUCCACGCGUCUGACCGAUGUCGAAACCGUCGUCAAGGACUUGUGCGACAAUCCACGGCAACAACACGAGUUGGGGUGUACCCUGGGAGUCUCUCCCGCCUUUCAUGCCGGUCAAGACUUGAUUGUGGCGGGACACAAGGAAUUGGCAUGGAAACUCUACAAACGAUUCGAAACCUCCUUUGAGAAUUGGAAAGGACUCAGCGACGCUAGUCGAGCCAAUAUCAAAGUCUUUCUGGACAGCAAUGGCGAAGACAAUCCAUUUGAAAACUUUCUCUUGCAAUGAUAACGAGAAAGAGGAGAAGGUUGUCGCUGGCUAUUUUACUUGAUUGGAUUCUGUCAAGCUGUACAAUGUAAGAAAUGGAUGCAGGAGCGAUGUCAUCUAAUACUGUAUAGCUACAGACGAAAGUAUCACACAGUAGCUAUAUUGACGAAGGAGAACCACCAUACAGGAAUGCCAGAGGGUGAUCGAAGAUGCAUUUUCAGCGUACAGCAAUCUACUAGCUUUUAGUCGUUGCUACAAGCGUCAUGAGCCAGUGCCAGUAGACUAACCACAGCACAGUCGCUUCGAAGUACCCUGUUUCCCAUGGUGAUUUGCUGAAAGCCAAGCUCCUGAAAUCGAUCCAAUUCCUCUGGCUCUUCCCACCCACCCUCCGGCCCAACGGCCAUCAAUAUUCGAGGGGUAGUUGUUGUCGAUGUUGGAAACUCCACGUUUCGCAUCCGCCUGAUUUCAUCGUCUUCCUUCCGUUGUGGAUGGGCUAUAACUCUUGCAUAGUCAGUCAAUGGAAACAUCUCGUCAAUAUCUUCUGCCAAGAAAUGCUUCAGAUUCUUGACAAUGGUUAUGUUAGGCAACCGAACAUCUCCCGCUUGGCAGAGGCCUUCAAUGAGCCGCUCUCGCAGCAAGUGCGGCUUUCGAAAGAGGUGCGAGCCAAAGUAAUCUUUGGGUACCUUUUUGGCCUGUGAUAAAAUCAAAUGGCUGACACCCAUUUGGGCGAUCAUGGGCAGCAUUCUGCCCAAUUGCAACGGCCGUGGUAAUGCCAGCAAUAGAGCUACAGUUGGCACUUGCGAGUCUGGACAAGGAGAGAGAUCCGACAAUUCAAUCCUGAGGGACCCUGGGGGAUUCCCAUUGCCCAAUGGCUCUGCCUUUUUUACUUUGCCUUCGGGAAUCCAUUCAACGACGGCAUGGUCAGUCAGAUACCCACCACUCCCGGUACCAUUUAGGUCCGAACAUCCAACCACUCCGGCCCGAAGCGUGUCGCCAUUGUGCAACCCCAAAAUUUUGGACGCAUGGAUUGUUCGAUAGUCGUCUUUGGAGAGUGUCACAUACUUUUUGGUAGCAUUGUCAUCGACGAGCACUUCUUCGGGGUCAAAUAGAAACCGAUUUAAAUGUCGUAUCUGAUGAUGUCUUGUCAAUGGGAUGCCUUUUCCAAAGCGUCCAUGAGCAGUAAAGGAAGCAGCCGACCGAAAUGCAAGGAACGACUGCAGGAUCAUUGACACCUGAAACAGAGUAAUCAGCUGCAUUAGUGGACGCUCAAUUCCCUGUUCGCCACGCAAUGCCAUUCUCAUAUCAUUGAUGAGGCACGAAUUCAAUCAAUUGGUGUGGUGUGAUCAAUCGAAUCGAGCUACCAGCCAGAAGACCGGUUCCAUUGCUCAAGACAGGUUCCAUCCUGGGUGGUCCCUGGAAUACCGUGGAACAGUUCUUUUUGAACCAGCUCCUGGCUGCCCUGAUACCGGCGGUUGAUGGUGUCCACGGAAAGCUCAGUGAUAAGCACCGCCAAACACUGAACAACAUCACUUCACAAACAAACCACCACCCCUUAUUUUUUCUUGUCACACCUCCCUCCUCUAAAGUAGAUGUACUUUGUCACUACCAUGGUAACAUUCAGAAGGUACUCCCCAUAACUACUUUGUCAAUAUGAACAUGCCUGUCGCAGCGGUUUCAUCUAGAAGUCGAUUUUGUGCCUGUGUAGUUACUCAGUGGAUAAUAAACUGGAGGAUACCAUUUUCUCUUGAUUUUUGACUUUCUGGCAUCAGUGGCCAUUGUGGAAGCCAUUUCAUAAGCCAAAACCAACUCUACAUUCCUCAGUGGCAAUACCAAUGGAGAAAAGGAAGUGUGGCAGGGAAUAAAGCACUUCCUGGGAUUCCUGAACAGUGAAUUUUUCAUUGGAGCAGUAGCCCGUCAACCGUCAACAACAACAAGACGAUCGAUCAAACGACAACCACGACUGCUACCGCUACGGCGACAACAACAAACAGUCGCUACUACCAUACUACUACUACAACUAGAAUUGGUCGCUGAACCCAAUACUGAUCUGCAAUCCUGUCGGCACUCUUGAUCAUUAUUGUUGGAAGCACCUCUCCUAUGAAGCCUCGGAUGAAAGCCAUAGAAGUUGGAAUAUACCACCAUCAUCAUGUAGUACACCCUCUAAGAGAAAUGUAGAAGUUUCUUUUCUUACAGUAAGCUCAUAAUGGU